UGAGCUCACCACCAUGUAUUAUAAGUUCAACGGCUUCACUCAGAAGCUGGUCGGAGCGGCGCCGGUGGAGGCUUACAGUCCGCAGGGGUUCCAACCAUUCACUAACCCUCAGGCUCCAGCGCCAAUUUUUUCAACACCAACAAAGCUUCCAGGUGAAUCCUCUGCUUCUGACACUUUAAUCAAAAACAGAGUGCCAGAGCUACAGAAACUCUUCCAGAAACCUGAUGGCAUACCUGUCCACUUAAAAGGAGGAUAUUCCGACAGACUUCUGUACCGAACCACAAUGGCAUUAGCACUCGGAGGGACCCUCUAUUGCAUCAUCGCGCUCAUCAUAGCCUCCCAGCCCAAAAAUAAAUAAAUAAUACUGGGAAUGAUCAGAGCAACUGUCAAAC
Messenger RNA from Rana temporaria (common frog), 392 nucleotides. Its product is annotated as cytochrome c oxidase subunit 7A-related protein, mitochondrial-like. The transcript has a single exon. NCBI's taxonomy places the organism in Eukaryota, Metazoa, Chordata, Amphibia, Anura, Ranidae. Gene Ontology annotation, biological process: mitochondrial respirasome assembly; mitochondrial electron transport, cytochrome c to oxygen; regulation of oxidative phosphorylation. The record is from RefSeq and is a predicted model, not a curated record. The coding region runs from base 14 to 358 and encodes 114 amino acids.